AACCUUAUAAUAUCAAUAUCAAUAAUAACAAUAACAAUAAUAACAAAACAGCAUCUUCAUCACCAUCAUCAUUCAGUUUAAACAAUAGUAAUAGUAAUAAUUAUACAACAGUAGCAUUAGCAUUCAGUUUAAAAAAUAGUUAUAGUAAUAGGAGCAACAAUACAACAACAGCAGCACCAGAACCUACAACAUUCCAUUUAAAAAAUAGUAAUAGUAACUAUACUUUAAAUAGUAUUAGUGAAUAUAGCAAUCUAAAUAAUAAUAGUAUCAGUUUAGCCCAAAGCGCAAGUUGUAGUAGUAUAAGCAGUGUAAUAGUAAUGAUAUCAAUGGGAGUAGCGGUAGUAGCGGUUGCAACAAUAAAAACAGUAAUAUCUUUUUAA
Molecule: messenger RNA, 380 nt
Organism: Dictyostelium purpureum
Lineage: Eukaryota; Evosea; Eumycetozoa; Dictyosteliales; Dictyosteliaceae
Exons: 1
Source: RefSeq, a predicted model, not a curated record